Cicer arietinum (chickpea) is the source of this 605-nucleotide messenger RNA. Its product is annotated as peptidyl-prolyl cis-trans isomerase FKBP12. Lineage: Eukaryota; Viridiplantae; Streptophyta; Magnoliopsida; Fabales; Fabaceae. The record is from RefSeq and is a predicted model, not a curated record. Gene Ontology annotation, molecular function: peptidyl-prolyl cis-trans isomerase activity. Gene Ontology annotation, cellular component: cytoplasm.
GUGUAAUAGAAUAGUAGGGUGUAAAUGAAGAAAUAAAAGGGGAGCGGUGAUAGUGAGGAAAUUAGAAAAGUGUGUGAAGAGAGAAAAGAAAUAUGGGAGUGGAGAAGCAAGUUGUGAGACCUGGAACCGGUCCCAAGCCACUUCCCGGUCAAAACGUUACUGUUCACUGCACCGGUUACGGGAAAAACGGUGACCUUUCUCAGAAGUUCUGGAGCACAAAGGAUCCUGGCCAGAGCCCCUUCUCUUUCAAAAUCGGCCAAGGUUCUGUCAUCAAAGGAUGGGAUGAGGGUGUUAUCGGCAUGCAAAUAGGCGAAGUUGCUCGUCUCCGGUGCUCUCCUGAUUAUGCUUAUGGUGCUGGUGGCUUUCCUGCUUGGGGAAUACAGCCCAACUCUGUCUUGGAGUUUGAGAUCGAGGUCUUAAGUGCACAAUGAAAACCUCUGUACUCUGUUCUACCAAUAAUUGUUAUUAUGAAUAGUACCCUGCGUUUCUGUCGACAUGUAUAACACUGAGUUAUAUCUACAGUGGUUGAGUUGUUGAACUUAAAUUCUAAAUAAAGUUUCACUGAUCUCAAACUCUCCAGUAUUUAUAUUUGGUACUGUUUACUA